This is a messenger RNA of Hymenoscyphus albidus, 2236 nucleotides long. Lineage: Eukaryota; Fungi; Ascomycota; Leotiomycetes; Helotiales; Helotiaceae. The record is from the annotation of a GenBank genome assembly.
AGCUGACAUCCAAUACAUAUCAAUUUACUAUGAGGGGCCAAGGAAAGGGGUCCCCCCCUUUUCUAUGUUAUUGGGUGACACCUCAGCCCAUCAAGUUGGAAUACCGUAUCAUCCACUGUUACCAGUGGCUCAGAUUCGACCUGCUUCUUUGUUCCAACUUCCAGCCUGCAACUCACGGCGUAUCGAUCGCUGCGAAUCAAUGCACUGCCAUAAUCACACUUGCAGAUUCCGAAGUGAAUAAUUCUAACACAGUAUCCUCCGUAUAAAUUUCAGAAUUUGUGAAUGGUUGGGACUCUUCCGUAGUUUCUCCGGACUCAUUUCCUAAGCCUAUAACUCCGGCUUGACUUUCUCAGCAAAUGAUCGCCCCUUCUUCUUCUGGAAGCGAGUUCUUGGGUGUUAAGUCGAUCGUAUUUACAUUCUCAUUGCAUCCCGCAUCCGAAAAACCUAUGACCUCGCAUCUCUUCUUUCUAUCUCUUCACUUGUACUUGGGAUAAUUUUGGAUAACCGAUAUCAUGGGAAAUACACAAUCCGCCUCGACCCUAGAGACCUGCUUGACUAGUGCUGUUGGAGGAAAUGCAGAUCUUGUCGCUUUCCCUUCGAAGCCUUUGUAUCAACUGAUUGACGUGAGACCUUAUAAUCAAGACAUCAAAGUUCACCCAGUCGCUGUCACUUAUCCCGAAACUACGGAUCAGGUCUCUCAGAUUGUGAAAUGUGCUACUGCGGAAGCUGGGUAUGCUGUUCAGGCUAGAGGAGGUGGGCAUUCGUAUGGUAACUAUGGUAUGUUUUGAGAUGUUUUCCUUGUUGUGUCGUGUGAGUUGUCGUUUUGCAAGGUUCACUGAAUCACUGCCAUCGAACUGUUUGCCGGUACCACUCGAUAUUUGAUACUUGACUAACGUUUUGGUAUAGGCCUUGGUGGAGGUCAGAACUCUACUAUUGUCGUGGACUUGAAGAACUUUCAGGAUUUUUCCAUGAAUGAAAACUUCGAAGCAACAAUCGGAGGAGGUGAGUAGGAGACAACCUAGUCAUAUUCUUCACUGACAACUUGGAGGCACAAAACUUGGCGAUGUUACAAAAAGACUUCUCAACUCUGGUAAUCGAGCCAUGGCCCAUGGCACUUGUCCUGAUGUUGGGAUAGGUGGUCACGCAACAAUGGGCGGUUUAGGGCCAACAAGUCGAAUGUGGGGAACUGUCAGUUCACUCACAAACACAGCUCAGGAAAAGUACUAACAAACAUCAGGCAAUGGACCACGUGAUAGAGUACGAAGUAGUUCUCGCAAACUCGACGAUAGUCAAAGCAUCCGCAACUCAAUACCCGGAGGUGUUUUUCGCUCUCAAGGGAGCGGGAGCCUCCUUUGGAAUUGUUACAAACUUCAAAGUAGUAACACAUCCCGCGCCGGGCCAAACAGUUCACUAUUCCUACACCUUCAGUGCCCGACCAUUUGCCAAUUUAGCUCAACGCUUUAAGGACUGGCAAACGAUGAUCUCUGAUCCCAACCUCAGUCGAAAACUAGCAAGUCAAGUCACGCUUACGGAGCUCGGGAUGAUUAUCUCGGGGACCUUCUUCGGAUCAAAACCCGAAUUCGAAGCUCUUAACAUCACAUCCAUAUUCCCUGAUUCCUCAACUCAAAACGUUACUGUUUUUGAUGAUUUUCUGGGUACUGUUGCUAAUUGGGCGGAGGAUUUGGGUGUUUCUCUUGGUGGUUUGAGCACUCCCUUCUAUUCAAAGAACCUUGCAUUCACCAAAGAGGAUCUGAUUCCUGGUGAUACUAUUGAUACAUUCUUUCAGUACUUGGAUAAUGUGGAUAAAGGUACAUUGAUUUGGUUUGCGAUUUUUGAUUUAGAAGGGGGUGCUAUCAAUGGUAAGAUUCUCGCUUCCCCUUUCUGUUUAUAUACACUUGCCUCUUUCGUUCAGGAGACUGAUAUCCUUCAAGAUAUUCCCUCAAACGCAACUGCCUACGGCCAUCGCGACGCACUGCUCUACUUGCAAACCUACGGUGUUGGCAUCCCAACCCUCUCAUCGACAACCCGUUCUUUCAUCACGGGAAUGGAUGACAUUGUGUUGAACGGAAGUCAAGGCAAGAGUCUGGGAUCUUACCCAGGUUACGUGGAUCUACAACUACCGGACGCCCAGCAGAAGUAUUUUGGAAGCAAUUUGCCCGAGCUGGAGAGAUUGAAGGGGAUUCUCGAUCCCAAAGAUUUAUUCAGGAACCCGCAGAGUAUUAAGCCCAAAAUUUGA